Molecule: messenger RNA, 2874 nt
Organism: Aplosporella prunicola CBS 121167
Lineage: Eukaryota; Fungi; Ascomycota; Dothideomycetes; Botryosphaeriales; Aplosporellaceae
Exons: 1
Coding region: 1-2874 (957 amino acids)
Source: RefSeq, a predicted model, not a curated record
AUGCAGCAAUCCACUAAUCCCUCGAGCAGCUCCGACAAGUUCGGAAAGCUCAACUGGGACGAAGAGUGUGAGGAGAUGAUCGAAACCACUAACCCUUCGAGCGACAUUGACAGUUUCGGAAAGCUCAACUGGGACAAUGAGCUUGACGAGAUGAUCGAAGCUUCCAAGCAAGAUGCCGAUGACACCGCGAAGCCUCACUCCGAGACCUCCACUAACACCCUUGAGAAGACUGAAGACUCCGCUUCAGAGACCAACAGCACUACAUACCUCAAGCCUACGGAAACCAAGACCACUACUGUGGAACGCGACGACUCACCUCCAGAUAGCAAUGCGACACCCACCGAGGGUAACAACGACAUGGAGCCUGAGGCAGAGCCUACUCCGGUUUACUACCAAGAAACCGUUUACGAAAUGUUGGCCAAGCACCGCGCACAGCACCCUGGAUAUACUACCUCCGAAAGCCCGCCCUUGCACUCCGAGCACACCACCUCGCCUGAAGUUUGUAACUGGGCAUCCGCAAGGCCACUCGUUAUAGACCGCGAGACCAUCAUCAACGAAGCCCUCUUCUCUGAAGAUCCCGGUCCCGAUUAUCUCCGUAAGGCCAGCGUCCUUAUGUGUGCUGAGUCGCACUGGUACGCGAUUCCCGAGGGAAUAUGGUACCAGUACCCCUACAUGGCCCAGGGCGAAAAGAUCCCCUCCGAGUUCCUUCCUCGGCGCGGUUCCAAGGGACGGAAGUCUGUCAUGAAGCGUGGUGUCCCAGACGACAUCUACACACCCAAGGGAUCUCGCUGGACAAAGAAUGCUGACUUCUUCCCCCUUGAUGGUUAUGCUUACUACCCUGCGCCGUCUCGCCUGAAUAUCGUGGAGACUGCAGACUACUCCGAGAAUGACGACAGCAGCGAGACAUUUGAGGAUACCCAAGAUGACUUCGAUGAUUCUCCUACACUGGCGAUUGAGCUCAUGGAUGCAGGCGAGAAGCUCGACGAUUCUUCUUCUACCUCUUCUCUCUUUACACUGGAGACUCUGGAGACCGAGCACAUGGACACGUACGAGCAGUUCGACGAUUCCUCCUCUUCUUCUUCUUCCCUCUCUACACUGGAGACCCUAGAGGCUGAACUCAAAAGGGUUGGCGAGAAGUUCGAUGAUACUUCUUCUUCCUCCCUCUUUACACCGGAGACUCUGAAUACUGAGCUCAUGAACAUUGGCGAUCAGUUUGAUGACUCCUCUUCUUCCCCCCUUACACUGGAAUCUCUGGCGACUGAACUCAGGAAUGCGGGAGAGAAGCUCGACGAUUCCAGCUUCUUCUCUAGCAUCGAGCAGUCCGAGAUCGUCGAGGGUCUGAGCUUGGACUACGAGACGAUGGACUACGAGACGAUUAAGAUUGAUGUGGAGGAGAACGACCACAUUGACACCAACUCUGAGGGAAGCUUUGAAGACAUCGACCUCGACAGCAGUGAUGGGUCACUGGCCGAUACCAACGCCGAGGCCUGCGACAAUGCCCAGUCGCACGACCUUACUGUCAUCCAUACUAAGAAGAUCGAUGGCUCUGAUGCUUCUAUGGAGUUCCAUGUUGACGAGGACUUGGACAUCACCGACUCCUCAUACAUCACCGACUCCUCAUACAUCACCGACCCCUCAGACAUCACAACCCCUUCCGAGAGCAGCCUAACCUCUUCAAGUAGCACAGCCUCUUCAGACAGCAAAACCCCUUCAAACAGCACAGGCUCCUCCAACCCUAGCAAGACUCUGGUGAUGGACAGCAACGAAGUAGGAUACGAAGUCGAGGAUGACUUCAACAAGGUCAAGCAGCUCUGUCGCAGCCCACUCGAACAACUAAUCAAUGCCGAAGGCGCCUCCGCCGGUUCCACUCCGCAGACAGGCAGCUCCGAAGGUAGCACCUACAGCUUGAAGCCCCUUCCGACCCUGCCCAAGGGAUGCGUGUGGACUGCUCACUCUUACAUUGCGCGCAAGGGUCAUCGCAUCUUCAUUUCUAACGGCAUGGACAUUGCUGACCCUGAAAACUCACCAUGCGGCAAGAGCGCCGUUGAUAUGGAUGAGGAGCUCGCUGAGCUGGAGGAUCUCAGUUUCGUCUCUCCUGAGGACAUCAUGCAGCUGGGUUUGGAUGGCCCUAUUGACAUCUCUGAGUUAUCUGCCGAGGAAGAUGCCCCUCAAGAGCCAGAGAACCUCGCUGAGGCCACUGACCAUGCUGACACCAGUGGCCUCGCUGACACCCCUCAAGAGCCGGAGAGCCUCAUCAACACCACUAAUCACGUCCACAUAACUGACCAAGUCAAGACCAUUGAUCAUGUCGACACCACUGAUCACGUUGAUACCAUUGAUAACUUCGGCACCACUAACUAUGCUGAUACCAAUAACUCCAGUGGCACCAGUAACCUCGUCGGCACUACUCAGAAGUCGGAAAGCCUCAUCUACACCGCUACCCACAUCGACACCAGCAACUCCCUUGGCAUCACUGCUCCCACUGAUACCACCGAGGCCACCCAUACCACUGCCCUCACUAACAUCACUUACUCAUCUGCUGACUUGAAGUCGGCUCCCGUCUUCGUAGACGUACUCACGCGGAAGAGCGGCACACUCCGGAAGCACCCCAUCUACAACGUCAUGGGAUGGACGUGCGUGCUCGAGGCUGCCAACAUUGCAAUGGAGAAGGAUCUCAGCAGGCAGCCCGCUUGGAAGUUCCUGAAGGCCGGCCCACUCACGGAGACCUGCAAGGAGCUGGUCAGGCAGCAGAAGCUCCGUCAGCCGUCGGCUCCUCCUCAGGAAACUCAGAAGCCUCACCGCACUGGUGGCCUCGUCAGCAACAUGUUCACUUCGGCGGCAAAGUCCGUCUCUGGCUUCUUUCAGAAGAAGUAA